Messenger RNA from Didymodactylos carnosus, 1269 nucleotides. The record is from the annotation of a GenBank genome assembly. Lineage: Eukaryota; Metazoa; Rotifera; Eurotatoria; Philodinida; Philodinidae.
AUGAACACGUCGGUGACCGAACAACCAGUAUCAAAUGCUGUUGGCUUGGAUACUGACUCAAGUGCUGUUAACCAUCAUAAACGAAUUCGUGAGCAAGCCGAACAAUCGUAUUUAAACAAUGUACAAUCGCAACUUACUAAAUAUAUCAGCCGGUCUGUCAAACGGCAACGAACGUAUGUUAUUAGCGACAUUGUUGGCUUCAAGGUAUGUGAGGUCGAUCGUACAAACACUUCUUCCACGACACUACCAUGUAAGGUAAUCGAGUCGCAUGAUAUGGGUAUUAUACGAACUUUAUCAAAUUUUGUAUUACCAAGUUCAUUGACAGUAAAUACUAACGCUACACAACGAAUAAAUUCUUCUCCUGAUGAGAAUAUGAAGCAAUUAUCCAAUUCCAGUAAUGGCACAAUCGUGUUAGAAAGACAGAAGACUGAUGUGCAAAAUUCAUGUGUUAUUGUCUUGAAAUCCUCUGGCGGACGUCUUGGGAAUAAAAUGUUUAUGUAUGCAACAGCUUAUGGUUUAACAAGAACGUAUCAUUGUUCAAUGUAUCUCGAAAGAAAAGCUUUUGAUGAACUACGUGAAACGUUUUUAGUUGAACCCAUUAAACGUAUUUCUGAUGAGCAAUUUUCUAACAUAAAAAACAAAACUCAAGCACUAUCAAAUGGUUGUCAUUAUCCUAAUUUAUCAAAAAUAAUCACAAAUUCAACUAUAUUGGAACUAAGUGGAUAUUGGCAAAAUUAUAAAUACUUUGUGAAUUAUUCCACAGAAAUUCGAGAUCAGUUCACUUUAAAAAAGAAUAUUUUAUUGGAAAUGGAUAAAUAUUUUACAAAUAACUCUAAACUAAAAAAUGCAACUUUAGUUGGUGUACAUGUGAGACGUGGAGAUUUUUUAUCUAAACAUAAUGUAGAUGCGGGCUUUACCGUUUCAUCUGCUGAAUAUAUUAAUAAAUCAAUGAUUUAUUUUACAAAGAACUAUCAAAAUGUCUAUUUUAUUAUUGCCAGUGAUGAUAAAACUUGGUGUACAGAAACAUUUGGAAAACAACAAAAUAAUAAUGUUCUAAUCACACCAAAUCAUUUCACACCUUCAGAAGAUUUAGCGGUUCUUACGUCGUGUAACCAUACAAUUGUUACUGUGGGGACAUUUGGUUGGUGGACAGCAUUUUUAACAAAUGGUGAAGUGUUGUGCGAUAAAAAUUACCCAAGAAAUGGUACUUGGCUUAGUGGAUUAUGUCCAGGACAAGAAUACUAUCCACCAUGGUACAAAAGUUUAUAA